UCCAUGUGUUCAUAAACGUUUUGCAAAACAUCAACAUUGAUUUGGAACCAGCAUUAAUCGUGAAAUAGAAUUGUAAUAUUUUGGAGGCGAACAAUUUGCGUUCAGCAUGGCGGGACGAGGUUUUAAGGGUGCUUCAUCGUCUUUACGACCAGAACAACUACAAGGUAUGGGUAUCAUGGGAAAAGAUAUGCCAAGCUCAACAGUUGCACCACCACCAACAUUUCCACCUCUUCUAAAUAGACCGGCUCUAUUUGAAAAAAGUCCUGAACGCGACUUUAUGAUCGAAUGGAAAGAGACGUUUUUAUCAUAUUUGAAAAAUUCAUCAUACUACACGGGCGCAAAUGAUGAAACGAAACGCAUUCAUUCCAGAUUCUAUCUUGAAAAUUCGCAAAUAGACAACGGUGCAUUUAAUUGGUCAAUGAUGCCAGCUGAGCUGCGUCCAAAUUGGAAGCGAAAAGCAAAUAGCAAAGAUGUCAAUAGAAAAAUGGCCAGAGAUGUAAAUGUUGAAGAGACUUUAAAAGCUUUGGAACAAAAAGAGAAAAACAAAAAGACUGGCAGAAACGAUGAUGAAGAUAAAGAAAGUGAAACUGAGGACUUGGAAGACGAAGAACAAGACGAAGAGAUGGAUGACGAAAAUGACUAUGGCAAUAAUUAUUUCGAUGAUGGUGGUAAUUAUUUGGAUGAUGAAGAUAAUUUGGACGACGGCCCCACAUACUAAAUACCAUUCCAUUGUUAAUUUACAAUAUUUAUAUUCGACAAAAAUAAAUUCAUUUAUUUUUAUUU
This is a messenger RNA of Contarinia nasturtii (swede midge), 783 nucleotides long. RefSeq names its product DNA-directed RNA polymerase III subunit RPC7 (gene Polr3G). The transcript has 5 exons. Gene Ontology annotation, cellular component: RNA polymerase III complex. Gene Ontology annotation, biological process: transcription by RNA polymerase III. Bases 107 to 718 code for a protein of 203 amino acids. NCBI's taxonomy places the organism in Eukaryota, Metazoa, Arthropoda, Insecta, Diptera, Cecidomyiidae. The record is from RefSeq and is a predicted model, not a curated record.